GCACAUUUGGGGAUGCUGAAAGGUUGCGGGGUUUUUUUUCACGUUUCCGCAGUGUCAUGAUUUCCGCUUCCCUCCUUCAAAAAAAAGAGAAAAGCAGCCCACAGCCGAGCGCCCCGCAGCCAUGGAGGAGCCGGCGGCCAACGCGGAGCCGCCGCCCGGGCUGCGCUCGCUGCUGCCGCCGCGGGAAUUCCUGUGCUCCCGUAAGGGGCGGCUGCUGCUCGCCGAGGCGGUGCUGUCAUUUAUCAUCUUUAUCUGCUAUAUUGCAUCUUCAGCUUCUGCAUUCAUGAUGGCACCACUCCUAGAAUUUCUGCUGGCACUGUUUCUUUUUUUUGCCUAUGCCUCUAAACUUAAUGAGAAGUUUAAAGGACUCUACUGGCCUUUGACAGAUUUCCUGCGCUGUGUCACUGCUGCUGUUAUUUACUUUGCCAUUUCAAUCGCUGCUGUCUCAAAAUACAGUGAUGGAGCAUCCAAAGCAGCCGGAGUGUUUGGAUUUAUAGCCACAAUAGUGUAUGCUAUCGAUUUCUACAUAACAUUCAAUGACCUGGUUACUUUUCUCAAGCAAGGCAGUUCUGAGUCCCCUGAAAGGCGCAAGUCAGAAGAUGAAGACUCCGAUUCUGACUCAGACUGAAAAAACAAACACCAGCCGAGUGUGAAGGGAAGAUAAUCAAGCACUUUCCUCUCUGCUGACUGCACUGCCAAUUGAAACAUCUCUCUUACUUCAGCCUCAAUAUCCUCUUUCCACUUCACUGUUUAUGGAAUCACCAAAGCAUAGGGCAGUGAUGUGGUGAAGGAGACCAUUCCCAAUACCAUUAAACACUCUUUCAGAAAUAAGGAUACGUAAUACAGAACUAAGGCUUCUACAGAUUUCAACCUCCUAGAGGUCUGCAUCCAAACAACCCUUUGUUGUUCAGCAUGCAGCGUGCCAAGUAAAUGGGAACACAGUAUUUUAAACUUAUAGCAGAGCUUUUAACAUGCUUUCUCAAUUCCAAGUCUUUAACACUUACUUCUUGCUUUAAUACUUCUUGCUGUGCCAAAGAGGCCCAGAAUGCCUCUAUUUCACUUAUAUUUUUCUUGAUUAACUAACAACAUUUAUCUCAAGUCUGAGCAUUCCACUAUCUCAACCACAUCAAGGCAUGGAUUAUAGUUGGUUUCAGUACAUCAGUAUCUGCUGCCUAAAUGUCGAUAACAAGUGACAACUGGAAAUGAGCAGCAAGCAUAAAUCUCGAAGUGUAACGGUGCCUCAUCAGACAUUAUCACUUUUUAAGCUGCCUGGAUGGGGUCACGUUCUCAUUUUCUGCAGUUUCACCUCAGAUAUGUGGUAGCACAGAAGUGGAAUCUUACCAGCCCCUUCCUACUGUUCUUGUGGAAGCCCUUGUACAUGUGCGUUUGCACAUACAGGUAAGGAAGGCUUCCCAAAACCACCCAGCUACACCAUGUGCCUAUGAGAGCUUGCACAUGUUUGCGUGCAAGGUAUCAUUGUCUGAUCUCAUGCUCUAUCUUGCCAACAUUGGUCUUCCAAUGAGAAACAGCGCUGUAGUUGCUCUACUGGGUCCACAAAACAGAUGAUUGUACCGGGAAAACUCAGGAUACCUGGACUUCCAGAGGGCAACUUCCUUCCCACUGUGAAGAGGUAAAAAAGCCAACCUCCAAAAUAAAGAAUGUCUGCACAAAAUCCAUGUCCUCAGCCCUCACCCUCGCCUCACAAGGACAAGAUUUACUUUAAUAUUUUUGGGAAAAACCUGAAUUUACAAGAACAUGUUUUCAUGGGUAGCACAACUUAACUUGCAAAUUGUGUGCCAACACGUAAGCAUGUAUCACUUGGAAACAGCAUGGCAUGCUUCUCAUAUAUGGCAUCAGGUAUGUUUCAAAGAAACCUGUAUACAUUAAAAUAAUUAAUACAGCAGAACAUGUUGCUUAAAAAAAAAUAAUUAAAGUGAGAGCAGAUGGUACUAACAAUAAAUGAAAAUAGAGCUAAAACAGCAAAAGCAGAUUUCAUUUGGAACAAAAUGACUGCUUGGGUUCCAAUUCCCUGCUGGCAGCUGGCUGCUAACAGGCAAAAGCACGGUACCUGACAGUGAGCUGGUGCUUGGGAAGGUGCUGGCCAGAUUUGGAGAUGUCUACCAGGCAGCUUCUACAACUCCUGUUCUCACACCACUGAGGGAAUAAAAGCAAACCAGAUGUUUGCUUCCAGAUGUGAUAAAUAAUCUUUGCUUUUCUGAAAAGAGCUCAUUGGACCUUUUCUUAUUUGAAAUCCUCUCUUUCCUCUCUGUUGUCAUGUUUUACUGACACUCACUGUGACAUCAGGAGAUCUGGGCUUUUUAUAUUCAAUUUAUUUGUAUUUUUAUAUUAUUUUUUUAAGUGUACUGCAUGCCACAGCCAGAAACUAGUACAUGGUUAAUAUUUAGAAACCAUGCUGGAUUAAAUCUCUUUAAUAGAAACACUGGGUGUCUUUACUUAAAUAUCUCAUCCUUGCCUCUGAACAGUGGGAAUAACACUAUUUCAGGCAACUCUGACACAAAGGACACUGUAUUCUGGAGAUGCAGAGGACAGCACUGGCAGCCAAUCACACAUGGUUACAUAUUUUGCAAGGAGAAUCUUCAUCCUUACUUAAGCAAAUAAUAAUAAAUAACCAAGCAUUUGUUUUAGCAUAUGUAGUAGGCAUCAGAUAUAUAGUGACCUCAUUUGGCAGAUAACAACACUGUAAAAUAAGAUUCCCCUUUGGAUUUACCCUUUAAAGACACACAGUCAGUAUAAAUGCUUGUUAAAUUUACCCAUCAGAAUAGUCAAAAUCAACAGGAAAAAGCAAUCUUGCUCACAACAAACAGAAGUUGCUUCAGGACUUCAUUAGGCAUGUGCUGAAUUGCCUGUUCAGACAAUGCAAGCACUUGAUGAUUUCAUUUAUUUCUAAGCAGUUAGCUCCCAGGGUCGAGUGGUUGCUUGAUUCCAGCCUUUUAAAUAAA
This is a messenger RNA of Lagopus muta (rock ptarmigan), 2960 nucleotides long. It is a transcript of the gene CMTM3, whose product is annotated as CKLF like MARVEL transmembrane domain containing 3. The record is from RefSeq and is a predicted model, not a curated record. Gene Ontology annotation, cellular component: membrane. NCBI's taxonomy places the organism in Eukaryota, Metazoa, Chordata, Aves, Galliformes, Phasianidae. The transcript has 5 exons. The coding region runs from base 122 to 628 and encodes 168 amino acids.